UUUCCAUUUUCCAAAUUUCAUUAGGUGAUACCAUAACAACAACUCAGUUUCUCAAAGAUGGUGAACCCAGUAUCACUUCAUCCGGUGGAAGUUUUCAGAUGGGGUUUUUCAGUCCAGAGUUUUGAUUACCCAACUGAUACCCUUUUGCCCGGGAUGAAAAUUGGGUGGAAUUUUGUGACUGGGAAGGAACUGUAUUUGUCGUCGUGGAAGAACGAGGAGGAUCCAGCUCCGGGUGAUUAUACGUACCAUUGUGAUCCUUCUGGUUACUUGCAGAACAUUUUGAAGAAAGGUUCAAAGGAGGUAUACAGAUCUGGGCCAUGGAAUGGCUUAAGGUUUAGCGGAGCAACAAGUUCAAGACAAAGUCCAUUUUAUACAUUUGGUGUGAUCUCAACUAAAACUGAGGUGUAUUUUAGUUAUCACCUUCUAGCUUCGGUUAUUACAAGGUUUUGUUUGAAUCCGAAUGGUGCGUUACAACGAUGGACUUGGGGCGAUAGGAAUAAAGGUUGGGCACUUUACCUUUCAUUACCAACAGAUAAUUGUGAUACUUAUAAGUUGUGUGGAGGAUAUGGUAGUUGUAGUAGUUUGAAUUCUCCGGUAUGUGGAUGUUUAGACAAGUUCGAGCCUAAACAUGUUGAAGAUUGGGGGAAGGCAGAUUGGUCAAGUGGUUGUGUUAGGAGGAUUGAACUGAAUUGCGUCAAGGGAGAUGGUUUUUUGAAGUAUUCGAAACUUAAAUUACCAGACACGCGGAAUUCAUGGUUUAAUGUGACUAUGAACCUUGAAGAAUGCCGGAAAGUUUGCUUGAGAAAUUGCUCUUGUAUGGCAUACUCAAAUCUUGACAUACGCAAUGGAGGAACCGGUUGCUUACUGUGGUUUAAAGAUCUGCUUGAUAUUCGACAGCUAGCCAACGAAGGACAAGAUAUCUACAUUAGAAUGGCUGCCUCUGAAUUAGCUAGUCAGGUGAAAUCAAAUGGACACAAAGGAAAAUUACUCUCCUGGAUUAUCCCGUUAUCGGCGGCUGGAGUGAUUUUGAUAAUCCUAAGCCUAGUGAUCUGGAUUAGAAGAAGGAAGAUAGCUUCAAAGAAAAAGAAAGGAUGCUGGGGGCGCAAUGGCAAUUACAAGAUGGAUUACCUCAACGGAAACCUCAGUGAAGAAUAUGAGUUACCACUGUUCGACUUAUCUACAAUAGCUAAAUCUACGAACAACUUUUCAGGGAUGAGCAAAAUUGGAGAAGGUGGAUAUGGACCUGUUUACAAGGGCGUGCUUGAACACGGACAGGAAAUAGCUGUGAAGCGGCUGUCUAGGACUUCCACACAAGGACAAGAUGAGUUCAUGAAUGAAGUGAUGUAUAUUGUGAAACUUCAGCAUAGAAAUCUGGUGAAGAUUCUCGGAUGUUGCAUCGAAGGAGAAGAAAAAAUGUUGAUCUAUGAGUACAUGCCAAAUGGAAGUCUUGAUUCAUUUAUAUUUGAUGACACACGAAGCACGGUAUUAGACUGGUCUAAGCGCUUUCACAUAAUCAAUGGGAUAGCUCGGGGACUUAUGUAUCUGCAUCAAGAUUCUCAGUUGAGGAUCAUUCACAGGGACCUGAAAGCUAACAACAUUUUACUAGACAAUGACAUGAAUCCAAAGAUAUCAGACUUUGGUAUAGCAAGAAGUUGUGAAGACGACAAGUUUGGAGCCAAGACACACCGAGUAGUUGGAACAUAUGGCUACCUCUCACCGGAAUAUGCUGUACAUGGUGUCUACUCGGUGAAGUCAGAUGUAUUUAGCUUUGGUGUCUUAGUUCUUGAAAUUGUGAGUGGGAAAGGGAACAGAAAAUUCUCUCAUCCGGACCAUAACCUUAACCUCCUGGGACAUGCAUGGACACUCUAUAAAGAAGGUAGAUCAAUGGAAUUACUCGGGGAUUUCCCCAUUGAUGUUUGUUCUACACCUGAAGUUAUACGAUCAAUCCAUGUUGGUCUAUUGUGUGUUCAUCAUCGUCCAGAAGAUCGUCCAAGUAUGUCUUCAGUGGUUAUGAUGUUAAACAAUGAAGGUGUAGUGCCACCUGCUAAACAGCCAGCUUUCUUCGUAGAAACAAAUACACCAGAUAAUGAAUUCUCUUCUAGUCAAUAUGCACAUAGUACAGUGAAUCAGAUCACCAUCACAACAUUAGAUGCCAGAUAGUAAAUUCUUCAUUGCAAAUAGUAAUCUAUUAUACCCUUCAUUC
Molecule: messenger RNA, 2203 nt
Organism: Solanum verrucosum
Lineage: Eukaryota; Viridiplantae; Streptophyta; Magnoliopsida; Solanales; Solanaceae
Product: G-type lectin S-receptor-like serine/threonine-protein kinase At4g27290
Exons: 8
Coding region: 58-2160 (700 amino acids)
Biological process (GO): recognition of pollen; protein phosphorylation
Molecular function (GO): protein serine/threonine kinase activity; ATP binding
Source: RefSeq, a predicted model, not a curated record